Molecule: messenger RNA, 2469 nt
Organism: Amborella trichopoda
Lineage: Eukaryota; Viridiplantae; Streptophyta; Magnoliopsida; Amborellales; Amborellaceae
Product: Nucleolar histone methyltransferase-related protein
Source: RefSeq, a predicted model, not a curated record
AUAAGUGUCGCAGUUUCUAAACGCGUGUCGUAUCAAGUCCUUAAUACUUAGCUCAUACUUUUAUGUGACUGUAAUUCCGUUCGAAAAUUGGCGCAGAUUCCCUUUUCCCUCCCUCUCUCUCUAAAAUUGUUCCUCUUUCUCUCUCUAAACUUGUGACUGCAAACGGAGCUAAAACCCUACUGGUUUCCACUUCUUAGAAUCCAUUUAUGCAAUGACCCGAAACAGAAGAAGUUCAAGGUCGGGAUCGAGGAGGGUCGAUGCAGCCAUUGAUGCACUGCUUCCAUUUGGGUUUUCUAAGUCCACUAUAACCUGCACUGUAAAUAAACUUCUAAAGGUUUACGGCGGGGAUUCAGGGUGGCUGUUCAUCGAAGAAGCAUCAUAUAGGCUGCUUAUUGAUACUAUAUUGGAGGAUCAAGAAAAGUGUUUACCAAAGGAUGCAAGUGAAGAAGAGGAUGGAGAAAUUAAACAUGCUCCUUCUGAACCAGAAAAUGCCAACACAGCCAUCCAGGAGGUUCUCUGCGAAAAGGAAGGUACAGUCAACACCCAACAUACCAAUAUAAGUGCACUAAGUAUAGAAAGAGACACUGGUCCUAUUGCACCAAGAGUGAAGAGAGGAAUUGGUCCAGUUGCACCAAGAGUGGAGAGAAAAAUUGGUCCAAUUUCACCGAGUGUGGAGAUGGGAACUGACCAUAUAAAGAGAGUAACUGACCAAAUACAGAGAGAAACUGACCAGCUUGUGAGAGGAAAUGUUAAUGAGCAUAGAGAGAGAGAAAUUGGUCACUUAGAGAGAGAAACCAAUGAUUCACGAAGUGGAGGUGUGCGGAGAAGAGCACCUUGUUAUGGUUGGCUCGAUGAGGAGGAUAGCUUUGUUCCAACAAAACCUGCUAUUGAAAGAAAACUCAAUGCAUCUGUUACCCAUACUUCAGUUUUGGGUUAUGAAGGGACUAAAACCCAUGUUUCUCCUAGUGAGGCACUAGUGCUCCUAGAAUCUACACCUAAGGAUAUGAUUGAGAGGGAAAUUGGUGAAUUUGAUGGAGAGAACCAUGAUUCAGUUCUUCUUGGGUGCCCCAAAACUCUUGCCACAAGUGUUCAGGAGCCCAUGCUGAGAGACCCUGUACCAAUGGAAUCUGCUUCUCCAGGGAGAGAAGGCACUGAAUCUGAUACAGUGAUGGCUGAGAACUCUGAGACUGAAAAACCAGGUCAACAAAGAAAGGGAGAGACUAUAGAUGAGUUCUUUAGAAGAGAGCAAAUGUAUUGUAGAGGGAAGAUUAUCUACGAGAGGGAAAGUGAUCGCACAAGAGACAGAACUCGGGAAGAGAUAGCGAGGAGUGAUAGCAGUGCUGAAAGAAAGAGAAGAUAUGAAGAGAGAGAAAUUCCUGGGAGCCAUCGAAGUCAUGAUCACACGAGGAGAUGCCAUAGGCAUUCUCAGAGGAGGCAUAGGUACCAUGACACUAAUCGUUACUGGGUUAGGGACUACGAUGAGAGAGAAACCACACAUGGUAGGGAUUCAGGAAGUUCUUGUAAAAGGCUGAGAGUUGAGGAAGAGGAUUGAAGAAGGCACAAAAAAAGAUGGGAUGUGGGGUCAGAUGAAGUUACCUAGACUCUCUCUCUCUCAAAUUUUGAGGCUUAACAUGUUCAGGAACAUCUUCUCAGAGUUUUUCUAUUGAUGUGUGAUGGGAGAGAAACCAUGCGAUAUGGGAAGGAGGGUUUUGUAUCAGGGAACUUCUUGUACAUAUUUUUGGUGUUUCUAUGAUCGAUGCGGAUGGGAGAGAACCAUGCUUUGUGGGAGGACAAUUUUGUAUAGGUUGUUCUCUCAAGAAGCUGGGAACAGACGAAGGGUACCAUAGAAGGCACAAAAACAGAUGGGAUCUCUCUCUCUCUCUUACUCUCACACACACAUUUGAGGCUUAAGAUGUUCAUAUACAUCUGUUUGGGAUCUUUAUAAUUCAUGUAUAUUCUAGUCUUGAAAUGGUUAUGUUUCUGUAGGGCUUUGGUGGAUGAAACUGACGAAAUGUAUGGUUUCCUGCACGUGAUUCCUUGGACUGUUGGAAUCAAUGGAGAGAGAGAAUAUUUAUUUGAAGAAUUGAUUGGAGAAAGUGGGGUUUACAAUUUGGGGUCGUUGUUGUCUUUUAAGAAUAUUGUUGAGAGAGAGGUAAUUCAAAUAUUAAUCUGACCUCUAGCACUGUACAUGAGAGAGAGAGAGAUGGACCAUCUUAUCUUUUAAGAAAUAGAGGGAAAGAUAGAGAGAGAGAAAGAGAUGAACCAUCGCGUCUUUUAAGCAAGAGACAGAAAGAGGGGUCUCAAGUCUCAAGUCUCAAGAACUCCUUAGAUAGCUGUAGAGCUAGAAAUGAAAUGGGCCUUGCUUUUUGUAAUGCCAAUACCAUGCAUGUUUGAUGAAUCAUCCAAAUAAUCAUAUUCAAACCUUAGAAAAUAUAAUUUUUCUGAACGGUCAAGGACUUGAAAAACAUG